Messenger RNA from Calypte anna (Anna's hummingbird), 2533 nucleotides. It is a transcript of the gene FZD6, whose product is annotated as frizzled class receptor 6. The record is from RefSeq and is a predicted model, not a curated record. Lineage: Eukaryota; Metazoa; Chordata; Aves; Apodiformes; Trochilidae. Gene Ontology annotation, cellular component: plasma membrane. Gene Ontology annotation, molecular function: Wnt receptor activity; Wnt-protein binding. Gene Ontology annotation, biological process: canonical Wnt signaling pathway; non-canonical Wnt signaling pathway.
GCGAAGGCCGAGCACAGCGCUCCCCGUGGGCGAGGCGGCUCUCCCCGGGACGGGGCGCAGGGGGGGCCGCGGCCCCGCUGGCGCUCAGAGGAAGAAGGGAUUUAGUAAAAUCCCGGUCAGCCAAGAUGGAGAAACACCUAAAAGAGCGGUGGGGAGUCUGAUCGUCUGCCUGGCUGCCCGUGUCCUUGCCUUGCGCUGGAACCUGCAGUGGAAGAUGUUUUUUCCUAUUUUUGUGCAAAGCCGAUCUGUCUGACUACUGAACAGAGCUAUGUGCUGAACUUUGAGAUCCUAACAAAAUGAGAGUACUUGUGUUCUCUGCGACUUGCACUUUACUUCUCACAGUGGUGCGAGGGCACAGUUUAUUCACGUGUGAGCCAAUUACUAUUUCCAGAUGUUCAGGAAUGCCUUACAAUAUGACUUUUUUCCCAAACAUCAUGGGACACUAUGAUCAGGACGCGGCUGCUCUCCAAAUGGAGCCCUUUUUUGCGCUUAUGAAUCUUCACUGUUCACCAGAUAUCCACACAUUUCUGUGCAAAGCCUUUGUCCCUGCCUGCCUGGAGCAAAUUCAUGUGAUUCACCCUUGUCGAAGCCUCUGUGAGAAAGUGUAUUCUGACUGUAAACAGUUGAUAGACACUUUUGGAAUCACAUGGCCUGAAGAGCUGGAAUGUACCAGACUUGUCAACUGUGAUGAAACUGUUCCUGCUACUGCUGCCGUAACCACAAACAUACACGGAACUCAGAAGACUCCAAGCCAGACCCGAAGGGAUUAUGGCUUCUGGUGUCCACGACACCUACACACCGCUGGCGGACAAGGCUACAAGUUCCUAGGAAUUGACCAGUGUGCACCCCCAUGUCCCAACAUGUACUUCAAAAAUUAUGAACUAGAUGUUGCAAAAAGCUUCAUUGGAAUAGUUUCAAUCUUUUGCCUUUGUGCUACGCUUUUCACGUUCCUGACUUUUCUGAUCGAUGUUAAAAGGUUCAGGUACCCAGAGAGGCCAAUCAUAUAUUACUCUGUCUGCUACAGCAUAGUCUCUCUAAUGUACUUCAUUGGGUUUUUACUUGGGAACAGAACAGCCUGUAACGAGGCAGAUGAUAAGCUAGAAAUUGGUGAAACAGUUGUUCUUGGCUCGCAGAACAAAGCCUGUACUCUCCUUUUCAUGGUUUUGUAUUUUUUCACUAUGGCCGGGACCAUAUGGUGGGUGAUUCUUACAAUCACUUGGUUCCUUGCAGCAGGAAAAAAAUGGAGCUGUGAAGCUAUUGCUCAGAAGGCCAUGUGGUUCCAUGCAGUUGCAUGGGGAAUACCUGGCUUUCUAACCAUUAUGCUCCUUGCAUUGAACAAAGUUGAGGGGGACAAUAUCAGUGGAGUUUGUUGUGGUCUCUAUGAUCUGGAUGCCUCUCUGUACUUUGUGCUUUUGCCUUUGUGCCUUUGUGUUUUUUUCGGUCUCUCUCUUCUCUUAGCUGGUAUUAUUUCUUUAAAUCACGUGAGACAAGUCAUACAGCAUGGCAGAAACCAGGAGAAGCUAAAGAAAUUUAUGAUCCGAAUUGGAGUUUUUAGUGGUUUAUACUUGGUACCACUUGUAGCACUUCUUGGAUGUUAUGUCUAUGAGCUGGUGAACCGAAAAAUCUGGGAAACAACUUGGGUGUUUGACCACUGUGACCAGUACCAUAUUCCUUGUCCUUACCAGGCAAAGGCACUAGCAAGACCAGAAAUAUUUUUGUUUCUGAUGAAAUAUUUGCUGACAUUAAUUGUUGGCAUAUCUCCAGUCUUCUGGGUGGGAAGCAAAAAAACUUGUUCUGAAUGGGCCAAUUUCUUCAACAGGAAUCGUAAAAGAGAUCCAAUCAGUGAGAGUCGAAGAGUGCUACAAGAAUCAUGUGAAUUUUUCUAGCACAAUUCCAAAGUUAAACAUAAAAAGAAGCACUACAAAUCAACUUCACACAGACUGAAAGUCAUUUCCAAGUCAAUGGGGACGAGCACGGGUGGCACAACAAAUCAUGGAACUUCUGCAGUAGCAAUCACCAAUCAUGAUUACUUAAGCCACGAAAAUGUUGCAGAAAUUAAAACCUCCCCAGAGACAUCUGAGAAGGAGAUCGAGGCAGAUGGAACAACAGCCCAGAGAGUCGAGGAAGGUGAAAACAGUGGAGAUCAAAUGUUAUCUAGUUCUAAACUGACCGUGGAUCAGGUGGAAAAAAGAAACAAAGCAGAUAGCUGUUGUGAUAUGAGUAGUGUGGCUGAGAGUAUGAAGAGACUAGGUGAAGGAAGAAUAACUCCUAAAAAUGAUUUGAUUGAAUCUCCUCCACUACAAAGCAGCUGUUCCCAAAUACCUGAUAUCUCACAGUCAGGGUCUGUAUCACUACUUGUCUACUCAGCUUCAGACACCAGAAGAGAGUUGGAUUCAGGAAACAGUUCUAACCCUUUGAAAGACUGAAAUUUAUAUGAACAUUUUUCAUUAUAUAAAACCAAUAUGGAUUCUAUGUUACACUGGAAAUAACAUAUAUUCUGUGCCUUAUUAAAAAACACACAUCUUGCUUUGCA